This is a messenger RNA of Liolophura sinensis, 9855 nucleotides long. RefSeq names its product E3 ubiquitin-protein ligase HECTD1-like. Gene Ontology annotation, cellular component: nuclear speck. Gene Ontology annotation, molecular function: ubiquitin protein ligase activity; protein binding; metal ion binding. The record is from RefSeq and is a predicted model, not a curated record. Gene Ontology annotation, biological process: protein K63-linked ubiquitination; anatomical structure development; proteasome-mediated ubiquitin-dependent protein catabolic process. Lineage: Eukaryota; Metazoa; Mollusca; Polyplacophora; Chitonida; Chitonidae.
UCUUCCCAGCAGGAUUUAUUUGAUCCUUUGUUUACCGAAAAUAUGUGGUAUUAAGGAGCUGGGGACGACAGCGUAGGCCUGGGAGAAGGCUAUCUGACAGUUCUGUUUUCCCAGGGAGUAAAAACUUCUGUGUCACAUGUGAAGGAAUCAGCCAAAGAAAAGCAAUUUCAAUCUGCGUGUCAUAACUAACACAAGAUUAGCGUAUUACUUCCCACCAACACAAAUUGUGUUCAACGGGAAACACAGUGUUAUGUUGACAUUUCUUUCUGAAGUUAUUUUAUGACCUCCGGUCGCCCACUAGGGCAAGAGAAAUCAUUUAUUUAAUGGGCGACUUCGUUCUUAACAAAGCCCAGCUCAUAGGUACAAAAAUAGAUAUUACCUGCUCGACAUUGGCGUAAGAUAAUAUCAUCAUUCAAAAUGGCGGAUGUGGAUCCAGAAACCCUGUUGGAAUGGCUUCAGAUGGGGCAAGGGGACGAGAGGGACAUGCAACUGAUAGCUUUAGAACAGCUCUGUAUGCUUCUCCUCAUGUCAGACAACGUCGACAGAUGCUUUGAGAGCUGCCCACCUCGCACAUUUUUGCCAGCAUUAUGCCGUAUCUUUCUGGAUGAGUGUGCCCCUGACAAUGUACUGGAAGUCACAGCUAGGGCAAUUACCUACUACCUGGAUGUGUCUGCGGAGUGCACCCGGCGUAUUGUGGCUGUGGAGGGGGCCAUCAAGGCUCUGUGUAACAGACUGGUCGUGGUGGAAAUGUCAUCCAGGACUAGCCGCGACCUGGCCGAGCAGUGCAUCAAGGUGUUGGAGCUGAUCUGUACCCGUGAGUCGGGUUCUGUGUUUGAGUCAGGAGGACUGAACUGUGUUCUGACGUUCAUCAGGGAACAUGGCUCCCAGGUGCACAAGGACACGCUCCACUCUGCUAUGUCUGUCGUGUCACGCCUCUGUGGCAAGAUGGAGCCCCAGGAUGCAUCGUUGGAGGCCUGCGUCGAGUCAUUGUCCACACUUCUGAAACAUGAAGAUCAGUUUGUUGCUGAUGGAGCUUUGCGUUGUUUCGCCUCUCUGGCUGAUCGGUUUACACGCCGGGGAAUUGACCCCGCCCCCUUAUCUCACAACGGGCUGGUAGAGGAGCUGUUGAAGCGGUUAGAGAAUGUUGGAGAAGUAGGACCUAAUGUAUCAGUGUCCAGUACCCCUGGAAGUGUAAGCAUGACCCCAGAGAGCAAGUCCAGCCCCAGCAUUUCCACAGUGAUCAGUCUGUUGUCCACGCUGUGCCGGGGGUCACCGGCUAUUACACAUGACCUCCUGAGAUCUGAGCUGCCGGACGCAAUAGAGAGUGGACUUAGGGGUGAUGAGAGGUGUGUCCUAGAUACGAUGCGUCUGGUGGAUCUACUGUUGGUGCUACUCUUUGAGGGGCGUAAGGCUCUGCCCAAAGCUGGUGUCAGUAGUGUGUCCAGUAGACUGCCAGGCUUGGGUCGGAUGGACAGUGCUGGGGAGCGCUCACACAGGCAGUUGAUUGACUGUAUCAGGAGUAAGGACACUGAUGCCCUGAUUGAUGCUAUUGACAAUGGGUUUGAGGUGAACUUCAUGGAUGAUGUAGGUCAAACUUUACUCAACUGGGCCUCAGCUUUUGGAACUCAAGAGAUGGUGGAGUUUCUGUGCGAGAGAGGAGCUGAUGUGAACAGAGGGCUGCGUUCCUCUUCCCUGCAUUACGCUGCCUGUUUUGGACGCCCACAGAUUGUCAAGACCCUGUUGAGGUAUGGUGCUAAUCCAGACCUGAGAGAUGAAGAUGGUAAAACACCCCUGGAUAAGGCCAGGGAGAGGGGUGAUGAGGGUCACAGGGAAGUCAUUCAGAUUCUGCAGUCACCUGGAGAGUGGAUGGUGCCAGUUCACAGAGAAAGUAACCAGCCUGAGCCGGAGAAGGAGAAGAAGGAGGAUGUAGAGGCUGAAAAGGUGGAGGCCGCCAUGACCGAGCCCAAAGGGGACCCCGAAGUGGCGCCUAUCUACCUACGUCAGCUCCUGCCGGUGUUUACCCGUGUCUACCAGAGCACCAUGCUUCCUUCUGUCAGGAAGUCUAGCCUGGCGAUAAUCCGGAAGAUGCUACACUACAUAUCUGAGCAGCAGCUUGAGGAGGUGUGUGGCUCAGAAUUCACCUCUCCCAACUUUGCUGUUCAGAUUACAGAGGUGCUGGGAACUGUGCUCGACAAUGAGGAGGAUGAUGAAGGUCACCUGACAGCCCUCAACACAGCCCAGGACCUCAUGCAGAAGGGGGAGGAGAUAUUUCUGGAACACUUUGCCCGUCUGGGGAUCUUUGGUAAAGUGCUAGCCCUGGCAGGACCCCCACCAGAAGAGGAGGAAGGGGCCAAGGCAAAAGAGGAGAAAUUAGCACAUGAUGAGGAUGACACAAUGCCUGAAGAUGGUAAGGAGGUGUUACAAGGCCGACCUUACCACUGGAAGGACUGGUGUAUCGUGAGAGGGCGUGACUGCUUGUAUCUGUGGAGUGACGCAGCUGCCUUGGAGCUCUCUAAUGGUAGUAACGGCUGGUUCAGGUUCAUCCUGGACAGUAAGCUGGCCACCAUGUACUCCAGUGGCAGUCCUGAGGGAGGAUCAGAUAGCUCAGAGAACCGUGGUGAGUUUCUGGAGAAACUCCAGCGAGCCAAGAGCCAGAUAAAGAGUGGGACACCCAGUCAGCCUAUCCUGUCCCACAGCAGUCCUGCCAGGCUGGUGGUAGGCAACUGGAGCCUAGCAUGUAAAAAAGAGGGGGAGCUUCACAUACACAACUCCGAUGGACAACAGGCCACAAUCCUGAAGGAGGAUUUGCCAGGGUUUAUCUUUGAGUCAAAUAGAGGAACAAAGCAUUCCUUUACAGCUGAAACUUCCCUGGGUCCUGAAUUUGCUGCCAGCUGGGCAGGAAAACGAAGUAAAAAGUUCAGAUCCAAAGUUGAUGCAAUUAGGACAAAGGCCAAGUGCUUAGCAAGAGAGCUCUAUAGUCAUUACUUUAAGGCAGCUGAGGCCACCCCGCGGGGAGUCGUGGCAAAACUGAAGAACAUUGUGCAGAGGCUUGAGUCAGCCUGUGCGCAGCAGAUAAGCCAGAUGACGUCCCCAGAGGGUCGGCUACACUGGCAGGAGGAGAUGUUCCGUGCCCUGGGAGACUUAACAGUAUUACUGAGGGAUGAGCACACUGUGUCAUCUUAUGAGCUGCACAGUAGUGGCCUGGUGCAGACACUGCUCAAUUGUCUCAACAAUAAUGUUGCUGAUCCCUCACCAAAAGCCAGCAGAAAGAAGACAGCAGAACGGGUUAACAUUUUCAAGAAAGCCUUCAUGGAAAAGGAAGGGAUGGUGCCCUCAGCAGUGGCUCUGGUGAGGAAGCUGAUAGCGGUACUGGAGUCCAUAGAGAAGCUGCCUGUGUACAGCUAUGACGUACCUGGGGCAGGAUAUGGCCUGCAGAUCCUGACAAGGCGACUGAGGCUACGGCUGGAGAGAUCUGCAGGAGAGACGUCGCUCAUUGACCGUUCUAACAGGAACUUGAAGAUAGAGCCUUUGACUAGCGUGGCAGCACUAGAAAGAUACCUGCUCAAAAUGGUGGCCAAGCAGUGGUAUGACUAUGAAAGGGGAACUUUUAACUUUGUAAAACGGCUGAAGGAACGUAAUGCCAAAAUUACUUUCUCUCAUCAACGGGACUUCGAUGAGAAUGGCCUUAUACACUGGAUUGGAACAAAUGCCAAAACUGCCUACGAGUGGGUGAACCCUGCCCAGUACGGCCUUGUGGUGAUCACGUCCUCGGAGGGGAGAAAUCUGCCUUAUGGCAGACUGGAGGAUAUCCUCAGUCGGGAAGCGUCAGCCCUCAACUGUCACACAAACGAUGACAAGAAUGCUUGGUUUGCCAUUGACCUUGGACUUUGGGUCAUCCCUACUUGCUACACACUGAGACAUGCAAGAGGAUAUGGAAGGUCGGCAUUAAGGAACUGGCUGUUCCAGGUGUCCAAGGAUGGACAGAACUGGGUGACGAUGUACAACCAUCAGGAUGACUGCUCUCUCAAUGAACCAGGGUCUACAGCUUCAUGGCCAUUAGAACCAGCUAAGGAUGAGACACAGGGCUGGAGACACAUCCGCCUGAAGCAGAAUGGCAAGAAUGCCAGCGGUCAGACACACUACCUGUCUCUCUCGGGCUUUGAGGUGUACGGAACAGUCACAGGCGUUUGUGAUGACUUGGGGAAGGCAGCGAGGGAGGCAGAAGCUAACCUGAGGCGACAGCGACGCAUCAUGAGAACACAGGUGCUACAACAGAUGAUGCCUGGGGCCCGUGUCUCGCGAGGAAUGGACUGGAAGUGGCGUGACCAGGACGGCAAUCCACCAGGGGAGGGAACUGUCACAGGAGAGCUCCACAAUGGCUGGAUUGAUGUGACCUGGGAUGCGGGGGGCUCUAACUCUUACCGUAUGGGGGCAGAGGGCAAGUAUGACCUCUAUCUGGCCCCAUCACAUGACCCAGAGAAAGUGAAAGUACAGAGUAAGGAAAAAGUGGAAGCUGGAGCGACUGGAGGGGUGAAGGUGAGGAAACCCCACACCUCCCAGGACAAAGUCAAGAUGACUUUCCUGGAACAGAUUGGUGCAUUGACAAGCAGGAAGAGCAGCUCGACCCCAAGUUUAAGUGAUGUGUCAGAGAAACAGUCAGUGGCCAGUACUGAGCAGGCUUCCUCAGCUGAGAACCUUACCUCGUCAGUGAAAAUUACGGCGGAGAGUAUCGCUGAGGGUAUUGUGAAUACAGCCAGUUCUGACGCCAUUGUGACCGUCACUGUGGACCCUGCUGAGGAGGUGAGCUCAACCGCAGAGUCCAUGGUUGUGGUUCAUCGCGGAGUGGAGCAGCAGAACAGGGAUAACUGUCGCCCUGAACACUCGGGUUACGGGUUUGGCAUGCUCCAGGGGGCCAUAGCAGAGAGGUCAGAGAGCAUUGACAGCAAUAUCUCUGAAUGUAAGGAGGACAUUGUGGGCGCAGAGGGCGGCAAGCCAGAUCAGUUUCCUGAUACCUUCAAAGGCCCUCACAUUAAACAUGUCAAAAUGGAUAGUCGUAAGGGAGAUAACCAGAACCGAACAAAUUCCUCCAACCCAAUGAGUGUGAGUGUUCCCAACCUGCCGACCAGCAUGGAGCAAACAGUGAGCCUGCUGGAGUCCUUUGCCUCGGUGGCCAGGCGGAACAGGAGCAGUAACAGUAAUAACAUGACACGGAGCAACAACGCCAGCAGUCUUGUCCGAUUAGCACUAUCUAACUCACCUAGUAAUUUAUUAAGCACCGCCCAAAGUUACCCCAAUCUCACCAAUACUACAUCUAAUACGUCCAACACACUGACAGCAGCUCAAACCAGCGGUCAUGUGACUUCCCUCAGCCAAGCGCUGACCAUGAGCUUGACUUCGACAUCUAGCGAGAGUGACAAUGAUCUGCUAGACAGCUGCCGAGCGACAACACUAUUAGCCGAGCUUGAAGAUGACGACGAAUUACCAGAGCCUGAUGAUGAGGAUGAUGAAAAUGAGGAUGACAAUGAAGAUGAUGAGGAAUAUGAGGAUGUUUUGGAGGAAGAAGAGAUGGAUAUGAGGGGUGGGAGGCGCCGCACCUGGGAUGACGAAUUUGUCCUCAAAAGACAAUUCUCAGCACUUAUACCAGCAUUUGACCCCAGGCCUGGACGCACAAAUGUGAACCAGACUCAGGACUUCGAGAUCCCUGCUCCAGGUGCACCUGAGAGCAGUGGUCUAGAGAAGGCUGACCAGGUGCCUCAGCCCAGACUAGGGCUCUACCUCAAGGCUCCCUGUCUUCCUGGGCUGGGUGAUGAAGAGGUGUUACUGACAGAGAACAACUCCUGUAUCUUCAAGUACAUCCAGCAGCUGUUAGUCCAGGGGCAGAGUACAGGGCGUACAGAGAGGAUCAAGAGAGUGUGGGAACCUACAUACACGAUACUGUAUAAAGAGCUAAAGGAUGGUGACACCAAGCAGGAUUGGGCAGGAUUACAAGGCAACUGGCCUCUGUCCUAUGUGGAAGGCCAUUUGGGCACCACCAGCCUGUCCAAAUCCGAGGUGAUUGAUUACCUUCGUCACUACGCCUCGCCAGCUUUUCUCCAGCGCUGGAAACUGAUGGGCACCUCUAGAAAUAUUAGAAAGACUAGGAAUUGUCAACAGUUAAUAGCUGCAUACAAGGAUUUCUGCCACAAUGAGCUGGCUAAGCUGCCUCGUUCCACCAGCAGUACCGGCUCCUCAGUGCACAUCCUCAGUGAGUGGGAUGCUCCUCCCAGUAAUGACCCUGCAGCCUGCACUGUUGACCAUGUACUCCAGCUUCUACAGUGUCUCUAUGCAAUAUCUAUGGAUACAGAUGUGGGUAAUGCUCAGUUCAAUGUACCAGCAGAAGAAUUCAGCAGUGUCAAGAUCACGAACAAGCUGUGUCAGCAAAUCCAGGAUCCACUGGUUCUCUCCAGCAAUGCUCUACCAGACUGGUGUGAGAAGCUUACUAAGUGGUGUCCAAUGCUCUUCCCAUUUGACACCAGACAACUUUACUUUGCCUGUACAGCCUUCGGCACAUCAAGGGCUAUCGUCUGGUUACAAAACAAACGCGAUGCGUCGAUAGACCGCAACCGUGGUCCUUCCCCACGUCGUGAAGAUGCCCAUGAGUAUCGAGUGGGCCGAUUAAAACAUGAGCGAGUCAAAGUGCCUAGAGGUGACCAACUUCUGGAGUGGGCAAUACAGGUGAUGAAGUACCAUGCUGACAGGAAGUCCAUCCUGGAGAUUGAGUUUGAUGGCGAGGAGGGAACAGGCUUAGGCCCCACCCUAGAGUUCUAUGCCCUUGUUGCUGCAGAAACUCAGUGUAAAUCUCUGGGGCUCUGGCUGUGUGAUGAUGAAAUUCCGGAUGUCAUGGAAAGGGAGGUUGACAUAGGUCAUGGUAUGAAGGCCCCAGGGUACUAUGUGCAGAGAGCUGGGGGGUUGUUCCCUGCUCCUCUCCCCCAGGACAGUGCUGACAUGGAGCGUGUAGAGCGUCUCUUCUCCUUCAUGGGCACCCUGCUGGCCAAGUGCAUCCAGGACAGCCGGCUCAUCGACAUGCCCCUAUCCAGACCCUUCCUAAAGCUGAUGUGUAUGGGGGAGGUGGGUCACAACAUCACCCAGCAGUUCAGCGAGCUUGCCCACCGGCUGGGUGAAGACAUGACGGGCUCAUGGACUAGUCAGCUUAGUGAUCACAUGAUCUCCAGCACUGAGGACAUGGACAAGGAACUCAUACUUGACCCGCCCAAGUUCCGACAGCCGGCCACGCCCCCGUGGUACGCAGGCAUCCUGACAGAUGAGGAUCUGGAAAUUGUCAACCCACACCGGGCUGUGUUCCUCAAACAGCUGAGAGAGCUGGCCAACAGGAAGCAGAAGAUUGUGAAUGAUAAGGAGCUGAGUGAGGACCAGAAAAACUUGCUGUUACAGGAGUUGGCCCUGGAGAACCCCAGCAAUCCUCAGAUGGCUGUGAGGCUCGAGGACUUAGGUCUAAAUUUCCAGUUUAACCCAUCAUCCAAGGUGUAUGGUUUCUCAGCUGUUGAUCUGAAGCCAAAUGGAGAGGAUGAAGAGGUCACCCUGGAGAACGUAGAAGACUACAUUGAUCUGGUGACUGACUUUUGCUUCAACUCGGGCAUCAGAUGUCAAAUGGAAGCUUUCAGAGCUGGGUUUAACAAGGUGUUCCCCAUGGAGAAGUUACAUUCAUUCAGUCCUUCUGAGUUGGGAAUGAUGCUGUGUGGAGACCAGGCCCCAAGCUGGAGCAGGGAAGACAUUCUGAACUAUACAGAGCCUAAGCUAGGAUACACCAGGGAAAGUGCCGGAUUCCAAAGGCUCACAAACGUGUUGGUGAAGAUGAGCGGAGAUGAGAGAAAGGCCUUCCUGCAGUUUACAACAGGUUGUUCAUCAUUGCCACCAGGGGGACUGGCCAAUCUGUACCCCAGGUUAACCAUCGUCCGCAAGGUGGAUGGCAAUGACGGUAGUUAUCCAUCCGUCAACACGUGUGUUCAUUACCUCAAAUUGCCCGAGUAUUCGUCCGAGGAGAUCAUGAGAGAGCGGUUAUUGGCGGCCACCAAGGAGAAGGGUUUCCACCUGAACUGAAACACUCUACAAAGUGGGAACAUUGCAGCUCGAGGAAAUCACUGUUAUAUUAAAGAUUCAAAAGUUCAGAAUAAAGGCUGUGAUUGGAAUUUGGCUUCCAGCUGUAGCUGUUGAGAUGUGUAAAAUAUGGUGUGGACAAGGACAAUGGAGACUGUCGAUUAAGUCUGGAUCUGUACAAGUUCCCUCAUGGCUGUGAAGAUGGAUUUCAGUAAUUUUGUUUUGGUAGAACUUUUAGCGAAAAUUGUGAAAUCAGCAAUGGUGACAAGGCUGUGUUAAUCCAGGAUCUUGAAGGUGGAUGUUUAGUGCCAAGGUGGCAGCCAACAUAUAAGUUGUGUGAUUCAUUGUGAUAGAAAUUUUUCGCUUGCUUUCAGAGAGACCAGAUCGUAUUAAAGGGAAAUGCGUGGUGAAUACAGCUCUAUAAAUACAAGUUGAUUGGAAUGCUGUAAUGAAUAUGUCCAAGAAGACCAUUGUACUUAAAUCAUGUGACAAGACAUGCUUUAUUGACAGUCACUACCACUGCAGUACUUGUUCGGCAUUUUCUGUUUUGUAUAUGAAUUUUGGGGAAUGCUUAUAACACUAUUCAAGUUUCCUCUCCUCCUGCUUUCAUUCAUCAGUAUUGAUCCAUGUAGUUAACUAUUUAGCGUCUAUGGUGAUCAUGUAUUCCAAACACUUAUAUGAAGUGGUUAUUGCUAAUUGUGAUUAACGUUGGCUUUUCUCCCCCCCCCCCCACUGUGUGCUGUUGCUCAGUCAGGUAUGUGAAGGGUGAAGUGAUAUCUCUUGACCAUGUGUGUGUGUGUAUGGAUGGGGUCUGUGAACGAAUGAAUGAAUGAGCCUGUAUUAACAAAAAUAUGAUGCGUGCAAACAGAGCGUGAUAUGUACAUGUAGGCUUCAAGUAGUUUUAAGUUCAGCUUUUCCAACCUAAAUGUAAAGUUGCUCCUCCAUUCAAAUGAGUGAAACUCGUUUACGAAGAUAUACAUCGAAAUAAAUUGUUUGGGAAAUACAUGUGAAACUUCCAUUAGUUUCCACUUUCACAAAACUGCAUCAGUCAGUUUUUUCAUAACUUGCCCAGUAAAUCAUGUCACUUUAUGGCGCUCUGACCCAGGAGUCAUUUGUGAAAAAAGUUACCUGAACUUGGGUGAUGGCCCCAUAUUGGUAGAGCUGGUUACAAUAUUUACAUUUAGGGGCAUCGGCCUUGUGGCACACAUCCGCAUAGUGUUGGACCCGGUACAGUGUGAGAGUUUUGGUCAUCACAGUGCUAGAUAGUCUAGUCAGGACCAGCAUUGGUUCAGGCACACCUGGCUCCAGGCAGUUUGGCCUUAUAUUAACUAUUUAUUUGAGUUUCCUGGGGUCUGUAGUAAUGUUCAUUGUUCUUUGUGUAAAUAAGCACCUUCCUGGUUUCACUCUAGCGAUUUUGCAAACAUGCGAUUAAUGUUGUUCUGCAUCAAAAGAGUGUAAAAUGUGAUUGGUUGUGAACCAUUUGACCCUUUAGCUAAUGAAAAAUGAUUGGAAUCCACAUCUUUUAUUGAUAACACAUGCAUUUCUAUCAUCACUGGUUUUGAUGUGAAACAAUCGCUUUGGUUGGUUUGUGUAUGGUAUGGUUCUGGAGUGAUCAGAGUUGAAGCAGUGGUGGAAAUUACUCGAUAGAAACACGAGUUGGUAUCUCGUAAAGCGUAUUACCUCGAUAUCGGGUGUAUCCGCCAUGUGCCUUACACUCUUUAGAAACAGAAAAACAUUAAUCGCAUGAAAACCAGGGAAGGG